Asparagus officinalis (garden asparagus) is the source of this 845-nucleotide messenger RNA. RefSeq names its product chaperone protein DnaJ-like. Bases 112 to 513 code for a protein of 133 amino acids. The transcript is spliced from 6 exons. Lineage: Eukaryota; Viridiplantae; Streptophyta; Magnoliopsida; Asparagales; Asparagaceae. Gene Ontology annotation, cellular component: nucleus; cytoplasm. The record is from RefSeq and is a predicted model, not a curated record. Gene Ontology annotation, molecular function: protein-folding chaperone binding; protein folding chaperone.
GGACUGAUUUCAAAAUAUGAAAGAUGUAGGGUAUUGAUUUUGGAAAAUGUUUUACUUGCAUAAGAAGAGUCCAUUGAAUGCUCGAAUGCGGGAGAAAUCUAGAGGUAAGAAAUGCAGGUUGCUGAGGCGAGAAAGCUUCUAGGGUUUUCUCCCCAUUCUCGCCCUUCACUUUCUCAGAUUAAGGCAGCAUACAGAAAGAAAGUGUUAGAGUCUCAUCCUGACCGAUUUCCAUGUCAUGAGAAAGCUCAAGCUGAAUCUAGAUUUAAACAGAUAUCAGAAGCAUAUUCAUCUCUGCAGGCUGGUGUAAAAUUUGGAAGGCCAUCGGAAGGUACAUAUGUACGAGUGGUAAGAACUGGUGUCCCAGGAUCUUAUAGAAGUAGCAACAAAUCUUUGAUUAAAGCUCCAUUUCUCCUCCUAAUGUUGGGCACAAUUUCCUUUGGGGGACUAAACGCUUCAAGGGCGUACCAGAGGCAAAAGCAGGCAAAUCCCUCGGAUAAUCCAUUUCUUCCAUGAAUAAACCGCAUUUACAGAAUGUUCACUUGUUACUGUGAAAGAAGUAUAUGCACGUAAAAUGAAAGGCCAAGCUACCAUCAUGUGAUAUGAAGCUGUGAUGAAAAUUCACACCUCCAACUGAAAAUAUGUAGUACAAUCGAAUUUGUCAAGUUAAAGCUCAGUGUUUCUGGUGUAUCAUGCUUGGUGGGUGGGGAUGUAAUGUUAUACAGCAGCGGACCCAAUAUAAUCGCAUUACUUAAAAGGUGCUUCUGUGCCUUGUAUAAAUCAUUCAGGUUCAGUGAUAUGAUAGAUUGGCAAGUUGUUUAUAUACGAAGUUUCAUCUUAUGGAGGUC